Molecule: messenger RNA, 1209 nt
Organism: Dermatophagoides farinae (American house dust mite)
Lineage: Eukaryota; Metazoa; Arthropoda; Arachnida; Sarcoptiformes; Pyroglyphidae
Product: leucine-rich repeat-containing protein 57
Cellular component (GO): cytoplasm
Molecular function (GO): protein binding
Source: RefSeq, a predicted model, not a curated record
UAGAACUCAAAAAUAAACAACAUUCGAUUAUCUAAUCAUGAUGAUGAUGAUGAUGAUUAGGUCAUGAGUGAAAGAUUUUCAUCUAUUCAAGAAAAUUGAUGAUCCAUCAUAUCCAUCAUAUAUGAUUAUGAACAAUUAAAUAACCUACAAGAAAAAGUCAACAUUUAAUUUUCUGAUUAUUGUUGACGUUAUUGUUUAAAGCUGUUUUUUUUCCACAGAAAAAUAUUACAUCAUCAUCAUCAUCACCAUACUUUGCCCGCGGGAUCGAAAUUCGACCCCAUUGUGUUCAAAACAUUCGCGAGUCAACAAACUUGAUGUGUGAUAAAUGUCAAACGAAAAUUUUCAAAUGAUCAUCAUUAAAAAAUUGAAAUAAAUUCCAUUGAACUGUUGAAAAUAUAAUAAAAACUAUAGAAACAUGGGCAACAAACAAAGUGUGAAAUCACAUCUAGAAAACAGUCAACGUACCGGAGUAUUUCAAUUGACCAAGGCAAAAUUGAAUGAAAUUCCUCCGGACGUAUUCCGUGUGACAACAUUACGAACGAUCGAUUUGUCUACAAAUCAUUUGAAAACUAUUCCAAUAACCAUUGCUAAUUUUACCAAUCUACGGACAUUGAUAUUAAAUGAAAACCUGUUGACCCAAUUACCUGAAGAGAUAUGUCGAUUGGCUAAACUGGAAACAUUGUCGUUGGCUGGCAAUCAAUUGCAUACAUUACCAACAAAACUGGGUGAUUUGAGGUCAUUGAGGAGCAUAAACUUGUCCAAUAAUCGGUUGCAAAAAUUUCCCAUCCAAUUGCGAACGAUAAGACAACUGGAUUUUAUUGAUUUAUCUAAAAAUAAAAUCACCGAAAUACCGGAUGGUGUUGGCGAACUGCAAGCACAUGAAAUAAAUUUAAAUCAAAAUCAAUUAUCAAAAAUAUCGGAUGAUUUAGCACGUUGUCCACGUUUAAAAGUGUUACGUUUAGAAGAAAAUUGUUUACGAUUAGACGAAAUAACACGUUCAUUAUUGACUGAAUCACAGAUAUCAUUAUUAGCAGUGGAUGGUAAUCUAUUCGAUAUGAAACAAUUACAGGAUCAUCCAUCAUAUGAUCAAUAUAUGGAACGAUAUACGGCUACUAAGAAGAAAAUCUAAAUUUAGAUUCAUCCAUCCUCUCUAAUAAUAUCAUCAUCAAUCAAUCAAUUAUUAAUUAAUUAAUUAAUUUAACUAAUUGC